Molecule: messenger RNA, 795 nt
Organism: Triticum aestivum (bread wheat)
Lineage: Eukaryota; Viridiplantae; Streptophyta; Magnoliopsida; Poales; Poaceae
Product: putative wall-associated receptor kinase-like 11
Exons: 3
Coding region: 52-795 (247 amino acids)
Molecular function (GO): polysaccharide binding
Source: RefSeq, a predicted model, not a curated record
CGGACUGCUCCACUGUGGGAUAGAAUCAGUAUAACAGAUGAUGGUGGUGUCAUGAUUUUGUGGCAAAUAGUGGAUCAACCCAACUGUGUUGCUGCCAUGCGAGACAGGACAGCAUACGCCUGUGUCAGCAAACACUCCGACUGCUACGAUGUAGAAGGCUACAUCUGCGUCUGCAACCCCGGCUAUUCAGGCAACCCCUUCAUUAAAGAAGGCUGCUCCAAAGACAAAGGGUAUAAUCCAAUUCCGAGUAGGGUUGACUGUACUCGUCGGUGUGGUAACAUUACUGUGGAAUUCCCGUUUGGCUUAGAAGAGGGUUGCUUUGCCCGGGAAGAGUUUCACCUCAACUGCACAAAUACAACGUCAUCGACUGUUCUAAUGCUGGAGGAUUUUGAGGUGGCCGGCAUGAAUAUUGAAAAAGGGACCUUUGAGUACAACGACCAUAGCCCUGUAGAACAAAUAUCUGGAGGACGCAUCCUUUUUGUGGGUUAUGAGUUUUUAUCCUCUCUGCAGUGGGUAGCUGCCAAUCUAAGUUGCCUAGAAGCCCAACUUGAUACAUCUGGAUAUGCUUGUGUGAGUAUCAACAGCAGGUGCGUGGGAGUAAAUGCUACAAUUGACUAUAGAUUUUCUGAAGCUACUAAAGAAGACACCUAUGUCGGUUAUCGUUGUAAAUGCACUGACGGCUUCAAAGGAAACCCAUACAUCCAAAAUGGCUGUCGAGAUGGAAUAGAAAUGUUCAACGGCAACUACGGAAGAAUUGAUUCCAGAGGAACCAUGGUCUUCUCCUUGAAACGUUGA